AUGGUGACUGAGUUUCUCCUCAUGGGAUUUGCUGAUAGGGAGAAGGUUCCUUCACAUGAUGUUGUUCCUAUACUGAUGUACUUGGCCACCUUGUUAGGGAAUCUUCUCAUCGUCUCUACCACCACUCUGGACCAGAACCUUCACACUCCCAUGUACUUCCUCCUCAGGAAACUGCCCAUCUUAGACAUGUGCUACAUUUCUGUCACUGUCCCCGAUUCCUGUGUCAACUCCUUCACUGACAACAGGGCCAUUUCACUUGCUGGUUGUGCAGCUCAGAUAUUCUUUGUCAUUUAUUAUGCAUUUGUAGAGUUUCUCUUCCCCACCAUCGUGGCCCAUGACCGCUAUGUGGCCAUCUACCAGCCCCUCCACUACCCCAUCAUCAUGAACCACCAGUUCUGUGUCUGGACAACACUGGUCUCCCUGCUCAGUGGUCUCAUCUAUGCAGCUGUGCACACAGGGAACAUAUUCCGGCUGUCCUUCUGUCAGUCCAACAUGGUCCACCAGUUCUUCUGUGACAUCCCCUUUCUGCUGAGCCUCUCCUGCUCAGACACCUUCAGCAAUUUCCUCUUAUUAUCUCUGCCACUGUGGUCUGUGGUGGCUGCUUUUUUUAAUCAUCAUGUCAUACAUUCACAUAUUUUCCACUGUGCAGAAGUUUCCAACCAGAGAGCGAGGCAAAGCCUUUUCCACGUGUGUCCCUCACAUCCUGGUGGUGUCUGUCUUCCUCAUCACUGUCACCUAUGUGUCCCUGAAACCUUCAGUAACAUCUGA
Molecule: messenger RNA, 768 nt
Organism: Manis javanica (Malayan pangolin)
Lineage: Eukaryota; Metazoa; Chordata; Mammalia; Pholidota; Manidae
Product: olfactory receptor 14C36-like
Biological process (GO): G protein-coupled receptor signaling pathway
Cellular component (GO): membrane
Molecular function (GO): olfactory receptor activity
Source: RefSeq, a predicted model, not a curated record